GCAUGCGCAGUGCUCUUCUCCCAAAACACGUGUUGCAGGCAGCAGUAGUUCAGUACGUAUGCCCCACGUUGUGCUUUAGCGGUAGUUUUGUAGUUUAGUGUUUUGUUUCUUUUUUUGUAUUUCAAGCUUUUGUUUAAAGCCUGCAGGUGUUUAUCCUCCGUGAAGCAUUCGCCGAGAGGACCUGAUCAAAUCUCUGAAAUCAUGACUGAAGCUGAAGUCAAUCCCAAGGCCUACCCUUUGGCUGAUGCCACUUUGAGCAAAACUAUACUGGACCUCGUGCAGCAGGCAUCCAACUACAAGCAGCUGCGCAAAGGCGCAAACGAGGCCACUAAAACGCUGAACCGUGGAAUUUCUGAGUUCAUCGUUAUGGCCGCUGAUGCUGAACCACUGGAGAUCAUUCUACAUCUUCCGUUACUGUGCGAGGACAAAAAUGUACCUUAUGUGUUUGUGAGGUCCAAGCAGGCCCUUGGACGAGCUUGUGGUGUGUCGAGACCGGUUAUUGCCACGUCCAUCACCAUUAAGGAAGGAUCACAGCUGAAACCUCAGAUCCAGUCUAUGCAGAUGGCGAUUGAGAGACUAUUGGUUUGAGCCUGUUGUGAUUGUUUUUUUUAGACUUCAGAGUCAAGUUAAAUUUGUGUUUCACUUCUGUAAUCUUUGUAUAGUCCUAAUGAUUAAGGAUACUUGUUUUGGUUUCAGUGUUACAGAAAUAUAAUAAUUUCUAAUCUUAAAAUAAAUGGCAGCAAUAUGUUAGAGAUCAGGGCAAAUUUGUUUCAUUUACAGUUCAUCACUAGUUGAUGUGUUGCUCUUAAAUGUGACAUUACAUUUACUCGUUUUAUUUUUUGUACGACCUUAUCCUGGGGACCUCAAUAUGCAAAAAUAAAUUUUAGAAAUGAGA
Molecule: messenger RNA, 895 nt
Organism: Pangasianodon hypophthalmus (striped catfish)
Lineage: Eukaryota; Metazoa; Chordata; Actinopteri; Siluriformes; Pangasiidae
Gene: snu13b
Product: SNU13 homolog, small nuclear ribonucleoprotein b (U4/U6.U5)
Exons: 3
Coding region: 202-588 (128 amino acids)
Biological process (GO): maturation of SSU-rRNA; ribosome biogenesis; mRNA splicing, via spliceosome
Cellular component (GO): precatalytic spliceosome; U4/U6 x U5 tri-snRNP complex; box C/D methylation guide snoRNP complex
Molecular function (GO): RNA binding
Source: RefSeq, a predicted model, not a curated record